UCCAACUCUGAGCCUCCCGCUGCACACAUUGGCCAAGUCCUUCCUAGGGAAAGAUGCACACCCCCCCUUCCUAGUUCCCUUUCAGCCCAGUUUCCAGUUCCUGUGCAAAGGCAGGGCAUGCAUGUUUUUGUGCACAUGCAUGCAUAUACCCAUCCUUAAUUUCACUGUUAAACAGGACGCCGUGUGGACAAAAAGUCACAGCUCCGCUCCAAGCUCAAGAUGCCUUUUGGUCAAUAAUGACGACAAAAGCUGAAUUUUUCCCUAUUUAGGGAAAAGAAAGAACACAGCCUUUUCCCCCACUGUCCGUUUUGCAUAGAUCUCUUUUUUUCCGACUGUUUCCUCUUUAAUUAUGACCUGUCUCCCCUCCCUCUCCCCUCGCCUCAGCUUCAGUGAAAGGAGUCCUUCUGUCACUCGUCACUAGCUCGCUCGCUCACUGUGGGAGGAGCCCGCCUGAGGAAGCCGUGUGCCUGGGAUGCCAAGAGCCAGAGAAUGGAUCUGCUCCGAGUGGGGACAUUGCUGACAAUCCCGGCUUCCCGAGGCGGCUGAAAACAGGCAGUUUGUGUCUGCUGGCUGUAGAUACCCAGAGGCACAGAGACCGAAGCCACCCGGAGGGACCCACGGACGGACAGAUGGUAGGCGCGAACCCGAGAGGACCGGCGGAGGCUGAGCACCGAGAGCCGCCAAGGCAGAGAAACUAACUGCAUACCCAAGUUACCCCGCCGGCUUUCCUUCGCUGCGCUAAGGAAUGAAACCUUUCCAGCUCGACCUGCUCUUCAUCUGCUUCUUCCUUUUCAGUCAAGAGCUGGGCCUCCAGAAGAGAGGAUGCUGUCUGGUGCUGGGCUACAUGGCCAAGGACAAGUUUCGGAGAAUGAAUGAAGGUCAAGUCUAUUCCUUCAGCCAGCAGCCCCAGGACCAAGUGGUGGUGUCGGGACAGCCAGUGACGCUACUGUGCGCCAUCCCUGAAUACGAUGGCUUUGUUCUGUGGAUCAAGGACGGCUUGGCUCUGGGUGUGGGCAGGGACCUCUCAAGUUACCCACAGUACCUGGUGGUGGGGAACCACCUGUCGGGGGAGCACCACCUGAAGAUCCUGCGGGCCGAGUUGCAAGACGAUGCGGUGUACGAGUGUCAGGCCAUCCAGGCCGCCAUCCGCUCCCGCCCCGCACGCCUCACGGUCCUGGUGCCGCCUGAUGACCCCGUCAUCCUGGGGGGCCCUGUGAUCAGCCUGCGUGCGGGGGACCCUCUCAACCUCACAUGCCACGCAGACAAUGCCAAGCCUGCAGCCUCCAUCAUCUGGUUGCGAAAGGGAGAGGUCAUCAAUGGGGCCACCUACUCCAAGACUCUGCUUCGGGACGGCAAGCGGGAGAGCAUCGUCAGCACCCUCUUCAUUUCCCCUGGUGACGUGGAAAACGGCCAGAGCAUCGUGUGCCGUGCCACCAACAAAGCCAUCCCCGGAGGAAAGGAGACGUCGGUCACCAUUGACAUCCAGCACCCCCCACUGGUCAACCUCUCGGUGGAGCCACAGCCAGUGCUGGAGGACAACGUCGUGACUUUCCACUGCUCUGCAAAGGCCAACCCAGCUGUCACCCAGUACAGGUGGGCCAAGCGGGGCCAGAUCAUCAAGGAGGCAUCUGGAGAGGUGUACAGGACCACAGUGGACUACACGUACUUCUCAGAGCCUGUCUCCUGCGAGGUGACCAAUGCCCUGGGCAGCACCAACCUCAGCCGCACGGUUGACGUCUACUUUGGGCCCCGGAUGACCACAGAACCGCAAUCCUUGCUCGUGGAUCUGGGCUCUGAUGCCAUCUUCAGCUGCGCCUGGACCGGUAACCCAUCCCUGACCAUCGUCUGGAUGAAGCGGGGCUCUGGAGUGGUCCUGAGCAAUGAGAAGACCCUGACCCUCAAAUCCGUGCGCCAGGAGGACGCGGGCAAGUACGUGUGCCGGGCUGUGGUGCCCCGUGUGGGAGCCGGGGAGAGAGAGGUGACCCUCACUGUCAAUGGACCCCCCAUCAUCUCCAGCACCCAGACCCAGCACGCCCUCCACGGCGAGAAGGGCCAGAUCAAGUGCUUCAUCCGGAGCACACCGCCGCCGGACCGCAUCGCCUGGUCCUGGAAGGAGAACGUUCUGGAGUCGGGGACAUCGGGGCGCUACACGGUGGAGACCAUCAGCACCGAGGAGGGCGUCAUCUCCACCCUGACCAUCAGCAACAUCGUGCGGGCCGACUUCCAGACCAUCUACAACUGCACGGCCUGGAACAGCUUCGGCUCCGACACUGAGAUCAUCCGGCUCAAGGAGCAAGGUUCGGAAAUGAAGUCGGGAGCCGGGCUGGAAGCAGAGUCUGUGCCGAUGGCCGUCAUCAUUGGGGUGGCCGUAGGAGCUGGUGUGGCCUUCCUCGUCCUUAUGGCAACCAUCGUGGCCUUCUGCUGUGCCCGUUCCCAGAGAAGUACGGGAGGGAGAUCCGGGAUCUCAGGGAGGGGGACAGAGAAAAAGGCCAGGCUUAGGCUGCCCCGGAGAGCAAAUCUCAAAGGUGUUGUGUCAGCCAAAAAUGAUAUCCGAGUGGAAAUUGUCCACAAGGAACCGGCCUCUGGUCGGGAGGCUGAGGAGCACUCCACCAUCAAGCAGCUAAUGAUGGACCGGGGUGAAUUCCAGCAAGACUCAGUCCUGAAACAGCUGGAGGUGCUCAAAGAAGAGGAGAAAGAGUUUCAGAACCUGAAGGACCCCACCAAUGGCUACUACAGCGUCAACACCUUCAAAGAGCACCACUCAACCCCAACCAUCUCCCUCUCCAGCUGCCAGCCCGACCUGCGUCCUGCGGGCAAGCAGCGUGUGCCCACAGGCAUGUCCUUCACCAACAUCUAUAGCACCCUGAGCGGCCAGGGCCGCCUCUACGACUACGGGCAGCGGUUCGUGCUGGGGAUGGGCAGCUCGUCCAUCGAGCUUUGUGAGCGGGAGUUCCAGAGAGGCUCCCUCAGCGACAGCAGCUCCUUCCUGGACACGCAGUGUGACAGCAGCGUCAGCAGCAGCGGCAAGCAGGACGGCUAUGUGCAGUUCGACAAGGCCAGCAAGGCUUCUGCCUCCUCCUCCCACCACUCCCAGUCCUCGUCCCAGAACUCUGACCCCAGUCGACCCCUGCAGCGGCGGAUGCAGACUCACGUCUAAGGAUCACACACUGCGGGUGGGAUGGGCCAGGGAAGAGGGCAGGGCAGGUUCCGGUUGUCCAGGGACGAGGGGUACUUUGCAGAGGACCCCAGAACUGGCCACCUCCAGGACAGCCUCCCAGCGCCUCUGCCACCGCCUUCCUUCGAAGCUCUGAUCAAGCACAAAUCUGGGUCCCCAGGUGCGGUGUGCCAGAGGUGGGCGGGUGGGGAGACAGAGGGCGCGGCCGAGUGCGCUGUGCUCAGUGCUGGACACCAUGUCCCCGGCCCUUUCCUGGAGGCCCCUCUACCACCUGCUCUGCCCACAGGCACAAGUGGCAGCUAGAACUUUGCUUUCACGAAACUGCGGUCCACUCUCUGGACUCUCCGUGGGCUCUACCCCUCGCUGACCACAAGCCCUCCCUGCCCCUGUGCCUGUGCUCCCAUACAGCCCUGGGGAGAAGGGGAUGAGGUCUUCCCAGCACUGAGCCGCCCCAGAAACCCCGGCUCCCCACGGCUGCUCAUAGCCCAUACCCUGGAGGCUGAGAAGCCAGAAAUGGCCUUGGCUAAAGGAGCCUCCCUCUCACCAGGAUGGCCGGGAGCCCACCCCCAAUUUGUUUGGUGUUUCGUGUCCAUACUCUUGCAGUUCUGUCCUUGGACUUGAUGCCUCUGAACUCUGCGGUGGGACCGGCCCCACCAGAGCCUGGUGCACUGGGGGGAGGGAGGGAGGAGGGAGCCUGUGCUUACGGAGCACCUGGCCCGGCGUGCCCCUCCUGGGCUGUGUGACCCCAGCCUCCCCACCCACCUCCUGCUUUGUGUACUCCUCCCCUCCCCCUCAGCACAAUCGGAGUUAAUAUGAGAAGUGCGGGAGCUUCUCUGGUCAGGGUUCUCUGAACAGUUGUGGAGAGAGUGCUUCCUGCGAGGUGUGGCAUUUGAAGGGGCUGGAGGGCAGGUCUUUAAGAUGGCGAGACUGCCCUUCUCAGCUGAUAAACACAAGAACGACGCUCCUGUCUUCAGAGAGGAAGUAUAUCUACACCUCACCCCUCCCAGUCACCACCUGAGAAUAAAUGUUAGGGACAGUACUCCAA
Molecule: messenger RNA, 4220 nt
Organism: Macaca mulatta (Rhesus monkey)
Lineage: Eukaryota; Metazoa; Chordata; Mammalia; Primates; Cercopithecidae
Source: RefSeq, a predicted model, not a curated record